Molecule: messenger RNA, 396 nt
Organism: Eurypyga helias (sunbittern)
Lineage: Eukaryota; Metazoa; Chordata; Aves; Eurypygiformes; Eurypygidae
Gene: TMEM97
Product: transmembrane protein 97
Exons: 2
Cellular component (GO): endoplasmic reticulum
Source: RefSeq, a predicted model, not a curated record
CUGACGGAGUUCUUACAGUGGUAUGCAACCACCUUCAAAGACCCCAUGAUGCUCCAGCCCCCAGAGUGGUUUAUGGCCUUUAUAUACUGCGAAGCCUUCUUACAAAUGCCCUUCUUCCCCGUCGCAGCGUACGCCUUCCUAAAAGGUGGCUGCAGAUGGAUAAGGACUCCCGCAAUAAUCUACUCCACCCACGUAGCUACAACGGUGUUUCCCAUCCUCACGUAUAUCCUGUUUCACGAUUUUUCAAAGUCUGAGCAUUUGGGACCUCAGACGCUUCGCGAGCGCCUCACUCUGCUGUCCGUAUACGCGCCGUACUUGCUGAUACCCCUCCUGAUUCUGUUCACCAUGCUCUACAACCCCUACUACAACCAGGUGGAGAAAAGGAAGAGGAGGUAG